Clonostachys solani is the source of this 597-nucleotide messenger RNA. The record is from the annotation of a GenBank genome assembly. Lineage: Eukaryota; Fungi; Ascomycota; Sordariomycetes; Hypocreales; Bionectriaceae.
AUGGCACACCCCCAGCAGAACAAAGUGGAGAAGAGCCUAGCGCAGGAGGUGAUUAAAGUCUACACGAAGGAGAUCGACACCAUCAUCAAGACCACCCGAAGGAUGUACGGAAGGAGUCCUGACGUUGUCGGCGGACUAGGCGCCGGAACCCCUCGCUUCUUCGCAUACUGGCGGGAUGUCCUGUCGGCGGCGGCAACAGCGAUCGAGAUCGAGAUCAUCAAAGUGCCGGAGUACAGCAUCCGCAUGCCUUUUGAGAAGCUUCACAUAUACUUCUCUACCGCGUCGGCCUGCCACGAAGAUUGGGCAGACGACCCGUGCAUCUCGCUCGUGAUUCCCGAGGGUGUCCGCAAAGGCGACAUCAUCAGGACUGUUAUCAACUACCUGUACGGAGAAGACAUCACACCCAUAAUUCACACCUCUAGAGACGAGAAUGGGUUGACUUGGGGCAAGUACUUGGCCUACAACUGGGCUUGGAGAGUCGAGGAAAGCAGCGGCGUGCCCGUUUUCGACAUUUACUGCUGCACGCCGGAGGAAUUCACGCGGUACACUGGCUUUCUUAAGCCUCCGAGUCCGCAAAAGGAGAAGCAAGUGAAAUGA